CUCUUGCGUAGAUCCUCAAAUGGCGAUUACAGCAGCAUCGGCGGCGAUUGGCAUAUCAAAGCUCUUUCCCACUUCUGCUUCUUCAAACCCUCAAAACCCUACUUCCAAAACCCCUUUUCUCAUAUCUCGAACUCAAAACCUCUCUUCUUCCUCUUCCUCCCAUCUAUCCGGCGGUGGUGACAGCAAGCUCCUCUCCAAAGCGGUUUCCAGCUGCAAGAAAACCGUUCCCGGUUUCAGAUCUCCGAUCUUGGUUUCUCCGAAGGCCGUUUCCGACUCCCGGAACUCUCAGACCUGUCUCGAUCCCGAUGCUAGCAGAAGUGUAUUGGGAAUUAUACUUGGAGGCGGAGCUGGUACCCGCCUGUACCCUCUCACCAAAAAGAGAGCAAAGCCUGCUGUUCCUUUAGGAGCCAACUAUAGGCUAAUUGAUAUUCCUGUUAGCAAUUGCUUGAACAGUAACAUAUCAAAGAUCUAUGUUCUAACACAAUUCAAUUCUGCAUCUCUUAACCGCCACCUUUCCCGUGCAUAUGGAAGUAACAUGAGUGGAUACAAGAAUGAAGGGUUUGUUGAAGUUCUUGCUGCUCAGCAGAGCCCUGAGAAUCCAAACUGGUUCCAGGGAACUGCUGAUGCUGUGAGGCAGUAUUUAUGGCUGUUUGAGGAACAUAAUGUCAUGGAAUUCCUAGUUCUUGCUGGAGAUCAUUUAUAUCGUAUGGAUUAUGAGAGGUUCAUUCAAGCACACAGAGAAACUGAUGCAGAUAUCACUGUGGCUGCAUUGCCAAUGGAUGAAAAACGUGCAACUGCAUUCGGUCUGAUGAAGAUUGACGAAGAAGGUCGGAUUAUUGAAUUUUCCGAAAAACCUAAAGGCGAGCAGCUUAAAGCAAUGAAGGUUGACACUACCAUUUUAGGCCUUGAUGAUGAGAGAGCAAAAGAGAUGCCUUAUAUUGCAAGUAUGGGUAUUUAUGUGGUCAGCAAAGAUGUGAUGUUGCAGUUGCUUCGAGACAAGUUCCCUGGAGCCAAUGAUUUUGGAAGUGAAGUUAUUCCUGGUGCAACUUCCAUUGGAAUGAGGGUACAAGCCUACUUGUAUGAUGGCUAUUGGGAGGACAUUGGUACAAUUGAGGCUUUCUAUAAUGCGAAUUUGGGGAUCACCAAAAAGCCAGUUCCAGAUUUUAGCUUCUACGAUCGUUCUUCUCCAAUCUAUACACAACCUCGGUACUUGCCACCUUCCAAGAUGCUUGAUGCUGAUGUUACGGACAGCGUCAUCGGUGAGGGUUGUGUCAUCAAGAACUGCAAAAUCCACCAUUCUGUUGUUGGGCUUCGUUCUUGCAUUUCGGAGGGUGCGAUCAUUGAGGACACAUUACUGAUGGGGGCUGAUUACUAUGAGACGGAUGCCGACAGGAGAUUUCUGGCAGCGAAAGGUAGCGUCCCCAUUGGCAUAGGAAAGAACUCUCACAUCAAAAGGGCUAUCAUCGACAAGAACGCUCGAAUCGGAGAUGAUGUGAAGAUCGUCAACCAGGAUAAUGUCCAAGAAGCGGCAAGAGAAACAGAUGGGUACUUCAUCAAGAGCGGCAUCGUCACCAUAAUCAAAGAUGCGUUGAUACCAAGCGGGACCAUCAUAUAAAGACAAAGCCCCACCUUUUGCUUCACUUAGUAAGAGGAGGUAAAAUAAGGGAGAGUCCUUCUCUUAACUUAUGUUAUCU
Molecule: messenger RNA, 1694 nt
Organism: Magnolia sinica
Lineage: Eukaryota; Viridiplantae; Streptophyta; Magnoliopsida; Magnoliales; Magnoliaceae
Product: glucose-1-phosphate adenylyltransferase small subunit, chloroplastic/amyloplastic
Exons: 9
Coding region: 20-1615 (531 amino acids)
Biological process (GO): glycogen biosynthetic process
Molecular function (GO): glucose-1-phosphate adenylyltransferase activity
Source: RefSeq, a predicted model, not a curated record